AUGUUGUUGGACAAUUUACCUUUAAAUUGUACUCAUUCUUUACUUGAACGUCGAUGUAAACAAUUUGGUUCUGUUGUGAAUAUUCUUUUACCCCAAACUAAACGUAUUCAAAGACGAAUCUUUCAAUCUUCAAAUGUCAAUUCUAUUCAACAUUCUGGCUUUGCUUUUGUUCAUUUUGCUUCUAGAACUGCUGCCAAAAGAUUUUGCAAGCGUUAUCAAUUAAAUAGUCGUUUAAAACGAACUCAUCAUUCUCAUGGACAUAGACACAAAAAAGCAAAACUUUUUUUAAAUAAACAAAAUUUGGAAAUUGGAGAUGAAUUGAUGAAAGAUUGUUCAGAUGAAAAAAUUGGAGAAAUUAAAAAAGAAGAGAUUCAACCAAUUUCAACUCAACCAGACGAAAGGGCAACAAAUCCAACUUCUUUUAUUGUCCCACAAGUUCCUUCUCUAACAGAAAUUUCACGGACCCGAAUGAGAAGUCAAUCUGUGGCAGAGUCAAUAAUGUCUGUAGACGAAAGUGGAAAAGAAACAGAUUUGGAAGAAAAACAAAACGAAAAUAUUUUGCAAAAAGGAAUUAAAAAACAUCGUCGACGUCGUAAACCUAGAAAGACAACAACAACAAAUAAGACGAGUAAUCAUAUUUUUAGUUUAACUAGUCUUUUUAGACAUAUUCAGGUUUUUCCCUAG
This is a messenger RNA of Meloidogyne enterolobii, 684 nucleotides long. The record is from the annotation of a GenBank genome assembly. Lineage: Eukaryota; Metazoa; Nematoda; Chromadorea; Rhabditida; Meloidogynidae.